GUCCUAAACAUCACACGAAGAAUAGAAAGAGGGGUUAGGGUGACUGAAGCUGUAGGAGUGCGUUUAUGAAACCAAUUUCUAAUGGCAGUAGUAGUAGCAGCAGCUAAAUCCAAUAAUCAACUCUUGGAUUCUAUUAAAAGACAAUAUAGUUAGGGUUUUUUAGAUUAGGGUUCAGGAUUCGUUCAAGCUACCAAGCAGGAAGAGUUUUCAACCUUUUAUUGAUGGAAUCCGAGACAUGCGAUACCAAGGGAACUGAAUACCAGGAGACCGAACUAGCUGUUCCUGUAUCAGGUGCUUCUAACAUGAAUGAUGGAGACAAUCCCAUUAAUCCGCCACUUCAGCAAAAUCCUUCUUCCACUUCCUCCGUGCCCUUGGAGGCUAACUCCAUAACCGAUCACACACCGCAUUCAAAUGCUGAUAGCAACAUACAACCACAUUAUACUCCGAGCUCACUUCCUGUUCCCGAUGAUCAAUCUUCGCUGAAGCCUGCUAUAGAAACCCCUAGCAGUAUGAUACCGGAGUCCUCUGCUAUUUCUGAUUUCAAGACCCACACUGAUUCUAAAACUGACUCCCCUUCUUCCUCCAAUCAUAUUCAUGCUGCUGAAGCUAUAACUGAUGUCAAAACUGAAACCUCCUCAGUAUCCCCUCCUAAACUCACAGAAAAUGCCAAAACUGAAACUUCUGCAUUACCUCAGAGUGAAAUUAAUCACGAUAGUGACCCCACACCAACCAGCCUUAAUGAACCUAAACCGCUUGCGCCUUCUCAAUCAUUUCCUGAUAAGGAGAAAGCAGAAGACGUGAAGAAUGGGGUUAAUAAACUGGAGUUACCUACAACACCUGCUAAUGGGAACACCAAUUCUGAGCUCUCAUUUUUCUUGGAUGACAAUGGCAAUGAGUCAGGAACAGAAGAGGAGCAAUCAGCCUUCAUGAUGCAACUGGAAAUUUUCUUCAAACAGAGAGGCAUGGAGUUUAAGCCCCCUAAAUUUUAUGGUGAAGGGCUGAAUUGCCUUAAGUUGUGGAGAGCUGUUAUUAAAUUGGGUGGCUAUGACAAGGUAACUUCAUGUAAAUUGUGGCGGCAAGUUGGAGAGUCUUUCAAGCCCCCAAAAACCUGUACCACUGUUUCAUGGACAUUUCGUGGUUUCUAUGAGAAGGCACUCCUUGAUUAUGAAAGGCAUAAGAUAUCUGGAGGUGAGCUUAAUAUGCCUAUUUCAUCGCAAUCAGAGGCUAUGAAUGUUGAGAAUCAGGCUUCAGGAUCUGGUAGAGCACGAAGGGAUGCAGCUGCUCGUGCUAUGAAGGGUUGGCACUCACGUCAUUUCCGUAAUGGUGAAGUCAGUGACCCAAUAAUUAAGGAUAAGAAUUCUAUUUCUCAACAAAAACGUGAAAAACAGCUUAAAAGCCUGGGUUUGCUUAAACGAAAGAAACCAUCAUAUUUGGAUAGUGCUGUCAAGGCUUCACCUACCAAAGUAUCGAAGGCACAUGUGGAGACAGCAGUGGUUGACAUUGGAUCCCCAGCAGAUUGGGUUAAGAUCAAUGUGCAGAAAACUAAAGAUUGUUUUGAGGUCUAUGCUUUAGUUCCAGGCCUUCUUCGUGAGGAGGUGCGUGUUCAAUCUGAUCCCGCGGGACGCCUAGUAAUAAGCGGUGAACCUGAGCAUCCAGAUAAUCCUUGGGGUGUCACACCAUUCAAAAAGGUUGUCAGCUUGCCCUCAAGGAUUGAUCCGCAUCAAACAUCGGCGGUUGUAACCCUUCAUGGACAGUUGUUUGUACGUGUUCCAUUCGAGCAAAGCUGACCAGUGGAUCGAUUAAAACCCGGGGGCUAAUCUUUGCUUCUGCCUUUAGUUAUUCAUUUCCACUAGUGGUCUAUGUAGUGUUUAAUUUUGGUUUUCAAUUUAGUGCAGCAGUUUAACUUGUGCCGUCAUUUAGUUGAAGCCCUUUCCUUUGACUGUAUGCGAGAUAUGCAUGGUAUGAUUUUGGGGGCUUUGAUUCACGGAGUUGGACAUGUGAAAAUAAGAUUAACCCU
Molecule: messenger RNA, 2017 nt
Organism: Hibiscus syriacus
Lineage: Eukaryota; Viridiplantae; Streptophyta; Magnoliopsida; Malvales; Malvaceae
Product: AT-rich interactive domain-containing protein 3-like
Exons: 13
Coding region: 222-1787 (521 amino acids)
Biological process (GO): regulation of transcription by RNA polymerase II
Cellular component (GO): nucleus
Molecular function (GO): DNA binding
Source: RefSeq, a predicted model, not a curated record